AACGGAAAGGAAGAGGAAGGGCAGAGAACCAUGGCAGGUCUGCUUGCUCUGCGCAGCUGUAUAGGGAGGAAGAACUUGACAACCGCGACUGGCUGCUUCACGGAUCGCGCAACUCACGCGGUUUCUGUGCCAUGGAGAAGAUGUUUUUCACAGUAUGAACAGGUAACCAGCAAUGAAGACCUGCCAAUCCCAAUGGAAAACCCCUAUAAAGAGCCUCUUAAGAAGUGCGUCUUGUGUGAGAAACGUGUAGAUUACAAGAAUGUACAGCUUUUGUCCCAGUUUAUUUCUCCAUUUACCGGAUGCAUUUACGGAAGGCACAUAACAGGUCUUUGUGGGAAGAAGCAGAAGGAAGUGACUAAAGCCAUUAAGCGAGCUCAGAAAAUGGGGUUUAUGCCAGUUACAUACAAGGAUCCGGCAUAUCUCAAAGACCCUAAAGUUUGCAACAUCAGAUACCGAGAAUAAAUUUUGUAAAGUUCCUGCCAAUAAGCCUGGGAGUGCUCUUGUCAGCAGACUCGGCUCAUCUGAGUAGACGUGUCUUUCUGUGGGUUAGGAUGAAUUAGUCCACCCCAAUGAAUGCGCUAGGCAGUGCUUCUGAUGGUAAUGGAUACUGUACACUUUGGUAAAGUGAUUCCUCAGGGUUGUCACAACUUAUAGUACAGAUUAUGGAAGGAGAGGGCUUCUAUUAGAAUCCCAACCCAGAGCAGAUUCUGUUCUUAUGAUGGGAUGGUUUUAGGGGAAUGGUUCUAGAAAGUCAGAGUGUUUGUUUGAAUCCCACGUUAACGGCUGUGGCAUUAAAUUUGCUUGGAGUC
Molecule: messenger RNA, 809 nt
Organism: Rattus norvegicus (Norway rat)
Lineage: Eukaryota; Metazoa; Chordata; Mammalia; Rodentia; Muridae
Gene: Mrps18c
Product: mitochondrial ribosomal protein S18C
Exons: 6
Coding region: 31-462 (143 amino acids)
Biological process (GO): translation
Cellular component (GO): mitochondrial inner membrane; mitochondrial small ribosomal subunit; endoplasmic reticulum membrane
Molecular function (GO): acyltransferase activity; acyltransferase activity, transferring groups other than amino-acyl groups; structural constituent of ribosome
Source: RefSeq, marked provisional